AAUCAUUUAUGUACGAUAAUAUGUGGUUGCAAAUUCUGAUAUAUUUCUGUCUGCUAUUAUGUGUCGAUAUUUAUGGCAGGAGAACGAAGAUUAUCGGGGGUGAAGAUGCCGAAAUUAUGGAAUUUCCUUAUAUAGUAUCGAUUAGAUAUUACAAAGAAAACCAGCACUUUUGUGGUGGCUCGAUCAUCAGCGAAUGGCAUAUCCUUACGGCAGCCCAUUGUUUAUUCUAUAUACAAGAUGAAUAUGAUAAUGUCAAGAUUUACGCAGGUAUUUCGAACUCAAGAAGGAUUAGCGGUCAACGAUUUGAUAUUAAUUAUACAAUGAUUCAUCCACAAUUUGUGGGCAUAAAAUCGAAAGAAGCAAUGGAUCAUCAUGACAUCGCCAUUAUUACGGUAUGUUGAAAACAGAGUCAUAAAAUAUCAUUAAAGUGUCAAUUGUUUAUAUUAUUAAUGUGGGUAUUGUUAAUAUACUUACUAAUGCUGUAUGAUUUUAUUUUA
This is a messenger RNA of Ceratosolen solmsi marchali, 497 nucleotides long. Its product is annotated as trypsin-like. Bases 9 to 401 code for a protein of 130 amino acids. The record is from RefSeq and is a predicted model, not a curated record. The transcript has 2 exons. NCBI's taxonomy places the organism in Eukaryota, Metazoa, Arthropoda, Insecta, Hymenoptera, Agaonidae. Gene Ontology annotation, biological process: proteolysis. Gene Ontology annotation, molecular function: serine-type endopeptidase activity.